This is a messenger RNA of Adelges cooleyi (spruce gall adelgid), 3733 nucleotides long. RefSeq names its product transportin-1 (gene Tnpo). The coding region runs from base 223 to 2880 and encodes 885 amino acids. Gene Ontology annotation, biological process: protein import into nucleus. The record is from RefSeq and is a predicted model, not a curated record. Gene Ontology annotation, molecular function: small GTPase binding; nuclear import signal receptor activity. Gene Ontology annotation, cellular component: cytoplasm; nucleus. The transcript has 20 exons. Lineage: Eukaryota; Metazoa; Arthropoda; Insecta; Hemiptera; Adelgidae.
AUUUUGGUAUAUCUGCUGUUAAAAAUUUUGUCGUGUCUACUGUCCACAGUGCAUAUUCAUUUUUCAGUACCCGUUGUUAAGGCCUGAACCGUUUUGAUCUAAAAAAACUUUUUUUUUUGUAUACUUGUUUUUGCUCGACAAUUUUAUUAUCUUUUUAUAAAUCUUGUAUUUUGUUAUUUAGAACGUGUUAGUAGUUGUUCUUUUCGUUACAAUCGGUGUAGCAUGAUAAUGACUUGGCAACCGCAAGAAGAGGGAUUAAGGCAAAUCAUUCAACUGCUUAAAGAAUCUCAGUCACCAGACACUGUAAUCCAACGAACAGUGCAACAAAAACUAGAAGAAUUGAAUCAAGUAGCUGAUUUCAACAACUAUCUUAUAUUUGUUCUGACGAAACUUACAUCGGAAGAUGAACCUACAAGAUCAUUAAGUGGUUUAAUUUUAAAAAACAAUAUCAAAAGUCACUAUGAAACUUUAUCUCCUUCAGUAACGGAGUUUGUGAAGUCUGAGUGUUUAACUGCAGUUGGAGAUACAUCACCAUUAAUAAGAGCAACCGUUGGUAUACUAAUUACAACAAUAGCAUCACGUGGUAUCAAUACAUGGCCUGAAUUGCUGCCAGCUUUAUGCCAAAUGCUCGACUCCGCUGAUUAUAAUGUUUGUGAGGGUGCAUUUGGAGCACUGCAGAAAAUUUGUGAGGAUUCAUCUGACUACUUAGAAGAUGACAGACAAAACAAGCCUCUUGAUAUUCUUAUUCCAAAAUUUCUACAUUUUUUUAAACAUUCAAGCCCAAAAAUUAGGUCUCAUGCAAUUGGCUGUGUGAAUCAGUUUAUUGUCCAAAAAACUCCUUCUUUAAUGAAUCACAUUGAUAUGUUUUUAGAGAACUUAUUUCAUUUGGCAGUCGAUGAUGAAGCAGAUGUUAGAAAAAAUGUGUGUAGAGCAAUAGUUAUGCUUUUAGAAGUAAGAAUGGACAGAUUACUUCCACAUCUCCACGAUAUCAUAGAGUAUAUGUUAUUAAGAACACAAGAUCCAGAUGAAAAUGUGGCAUUAGAAGCUUGUGAAUUUUGGUUAUCUAUUGCCGAACAACAAAUAUGUAAAGAAGCUCUUACUCCUUAUUUACCUAGACUUAUACCAAUUCUUGUUAAUGGAAUGCGUUAUUCAGAAAUUGAUGUAAUAUUGUUGAAGGGCGAUGUUGAAGAAGACGAAAAUGUUCCUGACCGCGAAGAAGAUAUUCGUCCGAGAUUUCAUAAAUCACGCACACAUGGUCAUGAAGAAGAUAAUAAUGAAGAAGAAGAUGAAGAUAACUUAGGAGAUGAUAGCAGUUUGUCUGACUGGAAUCUAAGGAAAUGUAGUGCAGCUGCUCUAGAUGUAUUGGCUAAUGUAUUUAAAGAAGAUAUUCUUCCUAUACUGAUGCCUAUUUUAAAAGAAACCCUUUCUUCAAAUGAAUGGGAAGUCAAAGAAUCUGGUAUCUUAGCCCUUGGUGCCAUUGCUGAAGGUUGUAUGAAUGGUAUGAUUCCGCAUUUGAAUGAAUUAAUUCCUUACAUGAUUAAUCAUUUGAGUGAUAAAAAAGCAUUAGUUCGAGCUAUAAUAUGUUGGACUCUUUCUCGUUACUGUCACUGGGUUGUUAGCCAACCACAUGAACAAUAUUUAAAACCAAUGAUGCACGAACUUUUAAAAAGAAUAUUAGACUCCAAUAAAAGAGUUCAAGAAGCAGCUUGUUCUGCUUUUGCCACAUUAGAAGAAGAAGCAACUACAGAACUAGUACCAUAUUUAGGAUUUAUUUUGGAAACACUAGUCUUCGCUUUUAGCAAAUACCAGCAUAAAAACUUGUUAAUACUUUAUGACGCAAUUGGAACUCUAGCUGACUCAGUUGGUCACAAUUUAAAUAAACCUGAGUAUAUAAAUUUACUAAUGCCACCAUUAAUCCAAAAAUGGAAUGCAUUGAAAGAUGAAGAUAAAGAUCUUUUUCCACUAUUAGAAUGUUUAUCUAGUGUGGCGACUGCUCUGCAAUCUGGAUUUAUGCCUUAUGCAGAACCAGUAUUUAAAAGAUGUAUUUCUCUUGUGGAACAAACACUAAAUCAAAAUAUUGCAAAUUCACAAAGUCCUGACCAGUUUGAUGCGCCUGACAAAGAUUUUAUGAUUGUUGCUCUUGAUCUUCUUUCUGGAUUAGCAGAAGGAUUAACAACAUUCAUCGAGAGUUUAAUUAGUGGAUCAAACACCUUACAAUUACUUUAUCAAUGCAUGCAGGACCCAUUGGCUGAAGUGAGACAGAGUUCAUUUGCUCUUCUUGGAGAUUUGACUAAAGCGUGUUUUCAACAUGUACAUCCUUGCAUAGGUGAUUUUAUGCCAAUCUUAGCACAAAACUUAAAUCCUGAUCAAAUUUCUGUCUGUAAUAAUGCAACAUGGGCUAUUGGAGAAAUUGCUGUAAAACUUGGUACUGAAAUGCAACCAUAUGUACCAAUGAUACUUAGUCAACUAGUUAUAAUUAUGAAUCGGCCAAAUACCCCUAAAACAUUAUUGGAAAAUACAGCAAUUACGAUUGGCCGACUAGGUUAUGUAUGCCCUCAGGACGUCGCCCCGCUGUUACAACAGUUUGUACGCAUGUGGUGCACAUCGUUACGUAAUAUCAGAGAUAAUGAUGAAAAAGAUAGUGCAUUUAGAGGUAUGUGUCAAAUGAUCAGUGUCAAUCCAGGUGGAGUAGUACAAGACUUCAUAUUUUUUUGUGACGCUAUUGCAUCUUGGGUGAAUCCCAAAGAAGACUUAAAAGAAAUGUUUUAUAAAAUAUUACAUGGUUUCAAAAAUCAAGUAGGUGAAGAAAAUUGGACAAGAUUUACUGACCAAUUUCCUCCACAGUUGAAAGAUCGUCUGUCAACUGCCUAUGGGAUCUAAAACAACUGAAAUUUGGGGCGCAGCAUGGGUGAUUCCAGCGUUGCAUCUUUUGGGUUUUUUUCUUCAGUCAUGUGUGCUGAAAACUGACAUCUUGUAGGGUGUGCGGGAGGGAAGGGAGGGGGGAGAUAAAAUAAAUUCGAUAAUACUUAACAAAUUUAUUUUAACAUUUUUUAAUUUGUUUAAUGUGAUAAAAUGUUCACAACCAAAUUUCAUCAUCUGAUUUGUCAAAAAAGUUGGUUCUGCUGUUUGCAUUAUCAAAUUUUAUAUACCAUUAUUAUUUGUCUUCUACAUUUAUUUUGUUUAUUGUUCUUUUUUUACAUUUUAGUUUUUUAUUUGUAGAAUGCUUAUAACAGUUGUAUGCAAACUUGAAGCGUGCUAACCAAAAUGCUUGAGUAAUUAAAUUAGCCCAUUUGUGAAUUCCUCAUCGACUUGGGCAUUAAUUCCUAAAUAACUAUAUUUAUGUCCAUUAAUUCCUUAAAGUUCCUUAAUUAUCAACAUUCCAGAGUGGAUCCCUCUUCCUUUCCUUGUAAAUGUGACCAUCAUAUUGGAAAACAAGUAUUUUGGAAUUGACUUUUCAAAUUUUGCUAAUUAUAACAUUGUGCUAUUGAUUCACAUCAUAAAGAAUUUGGUUUCUAGUUUGAUGUACAAAUUGAACGUUUUAGAUUUUUUUUAUGUUUUGUAUUUUAACUUUAUUUCUAUUAAGUAAUACAUUUUAUUAAUUAUUCGCCAUUGUUGUAAAUUAGUUUUGUUAAAUGUAUAGGCUUGUUUUUAUUUCAUGUUUUAAGUUACGAGUGCAAAUAUUAUAAAAACAAUAUAACAUAUUGUGACUAAAAACUUUUUAAAUACCUGAUUA